This is a messenger RNA of Drosophila ficusphila, 821 nucleotides long. RefSeq names its product dolichol-phosphate mannosyltransferase subunit 1 (gene Dpm1). Gene Ontology annotation, cellular component: endoplasmic reticulum membrane. Gene Ontology annotation, biological process: protein O-linked glycosylation via mannose; GPI anchor biosynthetic process. Gene Ontology annotation, molecular function: dolichyl-phosphate beta-D-mannosyltransferase activity. Bases 56 to 781 code for a protein of 241 amino acids. The record is from RefSeq and is a predicted model, not a curated record. The transcript is spliced from 3 exons. Lineage: Eukaryota; Metazoa; Arthropoda; Insecta; Diptera; Drosophilidae.
ACACUUUUCUUAUUGGUAUUAGAACUAUUUACACGGCUUCGAAAAAGAAUUAGACAUGCCAACAAAUGGGCAUAAAUACAGCAUACUGCUGCCCACGUACAACGAAAAGGACAAUUUGCCAAUCAUAAUUUGGCUAAUUGUGAAAUACAUGAAGGCCAGCGGUUUGGAAUACGAGGUGAUUGUUAUUGAUGACGGCAGUCCGGAUGGAACGCUGGACGUGGCCAAGGACUUGCAGAAGAUUUAUGGCGAGGACAGGAUUGUACUGAGACCCCGGGGCUCCAAACUGGGACUGGGAACGGCCUACAUACAUGGCAUCAAACAUGCCACUGGAGACUUUAUAGUUAUCAUCGAUGCAGAUUUGAGUCACCAUCCCAAGUUCAUUCCAGAGUUUAUAAAGCUGCAGGAACAAGGGGACUAUGACAUUGUAUCUGGCACUAGAUACGUCGGUGAUGGAGGAGUAUUCGGCUGGGACUUUAAACGCAAGCUCAUCUCUCGCGGUGCUAACUUUUUGUCCCAGGUGCUUUUGCGUCCAAAUGCGAGUGAUCUGACCGGUUCCUUCCGGCUCUACAAGAAGGACGUGCUGGAGAAAUGCAUUGCCAGUUGUGUGUCUAAGGGUUACGUGUUCCAAAUGGAGAUGCUGGUGCGGGCCAGACAGCAUGGCUACACCAUUGCCGAAGUGCCCAUCACCUUCGUGGACCGCAUUUAUGGCACCUCGAAGCUUGGCGGGACCGAGAUUAUCCAAUUCGCCAAGAACUUGCUGUAUUUGUUUGCAACCACAUAAAUAACACCAGAAUCAACUGAAUAGAUUUUUAAAUUUUUAA